CGCAAACACCUAAAGGAGGUUUACGGUCAGCAGGAUAACAAAAGUCAACCGCAUUUUCCAGGAUGGCUUAUUCGAGUACUUACAGCAAAAAAGUGAAGUUGGGAAACUGGUUUCAAGAGAAUCUUGUAGAAGAGGAUGGUAAGAACGACUAUCUCGAGAAAAAAGAGAGGGGUGAGCUUGUUACCCAAAAAGUAGACUUCCUCAAAAUGAACAUUUUAAGACCGGUGAAUCUUACUAUGACAAAUGAUGGAAGACUGCACUUUGGGGAUGUCGUGAUGCUGGUCAACAUGGGAGGAGAAAAGAGGGAGUGCAGUGCAGUGAGCAUUAGAGCAGACAUCGACAGUUUGAAGAGGAUUCCUUCGGCUGGCAUUAAAGCUCCAUGUGGAGUCAGUGCAGGAGGCGAUAUUCAGGCCUGCGUGCGCACCGCGUUUAUUAUUACCAGUGUUGAUGGCAGUCCUGAAGGAUCCACUCUGCAUUUUGAGCAAAGCUUUGCUUUAAAAACAACAAGUGGCUUUGCCGGUGGUCUUUACCUGACAAGUGACACGCAAAGUUUUCAAAAGUGUGCCUUGAAGUCCAGGCUACAAGAAGUAAACUUGGACGACAGCGAUUCCUUUAUGGCAUGGUGGAAGGCAGUCCACUUUGACCCCCAAGAAAGGCUUGAAUAUGAAGGACAGCCUGUUCCAGCAAAUGUGACCGUGCUGAUCAAACACUGCAAGACAAACCAGGCUCUUGCUGUUCUGGGAGAUCAUGUGCUUUGGACCACAUAUGACAAAGGGUAUGAGCUGACGGCUCACACCUUCCUGGACUCGCACAAAGCCGAGCAGGACAACAACCACUGGAUACUUUGCACCUCUGACUCUGCAGGGAAAGGGCCCCUAAUUCUCAGCCAGCCUCUGUCAGCGGCAAACAGCGAGGAGCUUCCACUUGCAAACCCUGAUGUCUAAUCUACAGUAACACAGUUCACUCGCGUGCAGUAGUACAAUAACGGCAGAUGGAUACUAGAUCACUGAUAAAACUUUAACCCUUUUAAAAUGAAGCUUGAUUUUGUUAUAUUUGGGUCCUUUUUUUCUUCUAGUACAAAAAUAUUCCAGGAUAAACUUCAGCCUGCAGGUUAAGGUUAUAAGAUACACAUUAGCCAGCCAUACUGCCGGCUUUGUUGAAACAACCAUUUGAUAUUUUCCCUAAAAACAACACUUCGACUGUUUUGGUUUAGCAGUUUUUUGAAACAAAUAAAAGCAUUUUCUAUGAUAACACACAGCAGAAGAAGAGGCAACAGCUUUGGUGCUAACUUAUUAUACUGAUCAAAAACAUGGUCUGACCUUUUGAAAAGGUUGGUUUCUUGUUUUGUUCAAGUAGUAAAGCCACCAAGUGCUUUGUUUGUAUUUUCAGCCUCACAGACACAAUGAAAUGUAUAUUUUCACUUAACCUGCUUAUCUUCAUAUCGUGACUUGUUGUAGCCUUGCACUUAUCUCAGCGUGCAUUGGAGUAGUUGCAGGGUAGACACAAAGUCUACAAAUAUUUUUGUUACUUCCGAAAAUACAGAUUGUUGCUUGUUGCACUCAAAUACACAACAAAGUCAAUCAACACAGCAAAUAAAUAUUCCACAUUCUGUAUGAAUUGCUGCAAAGUGUUUAUUUUUCACUUUGACUAACUGACAUUGUUAGUAUUAGUAGUGUAAAAUAAGGGAAAGGCUGCAAGGGAUUGCACUGGUUUAGGUUUACCACAGCGACUAUGAAGAUAACUGUAACUGUAACUUCAUAAAUCAUGGACACAGAGUUUGAGUUGUUCUUGCCAGAGAAAGGCACACUUUGUAUUUGUGCAUACUCAUACGGUGCUAACAGUCCAAAUGCAUAUAGCUGGCAGAUUAUAUUAUGCAACAGUGUUAUUUUUUCCCACCAGGGCUGUGUCAUACACUCAAAGGCGGAUUGUUGGUCUAUCUGGGCCUAAGGGUAGACAUUAUCUAGGACAUAUUCACACUAACAGACAAGUUAGACAUGUUCUCUUAAUCUCAACUGCUUGUUCGGUGACUGUGGGAGGGAUUUGUACACUUUUGUCAGGACGAGUAGAGUGCAAAGUAAAACGGGACGUCUACCAAAAGAAAUUUACAUUUAAUAAAUACAUUUUUAAAAAUCACAGUGUUGAAUUUAGGCGGAAUUAAUGCAUUUGUGUAUUUUAGAUCAGACAACAUGUUUAGUUAAGUACUUACGAGCAAGGAAAAUGCCACAGGGUGACUGUGUGUCUGAAAAGAGUCCUGGUGAUGAUCAUUAAAUCAAACAAUUUUGGUGGUACAUUUGCCUGCUUUCAAAUAUUUUGCCUCGUUCGCCCCCGCUGUUUGAUUUUGAUUUCGAUGCCAUUGGCAUGACCUUAAAAAGCGUCUUCCCUUGCCAUUAUUCUUUUCCUCUCAACCCUGACUGUCUCUUUCUCCA
This is a messenger RNA of Pungitius pungitius (ninespine stickleback), 2426 nucleotides long. RefSeq names its product cilia and flagella associated protein 161 (gene cfap161). Lineage: Eukaryota; Metazoa; Chordata; Actinopteri; Perciformes; Gasterosteidae. The transcript is spliced from 8 exons. The coding region runs from base 63 to 944 and encodes 293 amino acids. Gene Ontology annotation, biological process: cilium assembly. Gene Ontology annotation, cellular component: motile cilium. The record is from RefSeq and is a predicted model, not a curated record.